Molecule: messenger RNA, 2542 nt
Organism: Theobroma umbraticum
Lineage: Eukaryota; Viridiplantae; Streptophyta; Magnoliopsida; Malvales; Malvaceae
Product: C2 calcium/lipid-binding plant phosphoribosyltransferase family protein
Source: RefSeq, a predicted model, not a curated record
GUCAUACGUGUCAUUGCAGACGUGUCCACGCUCCAUUCUCUUUCAUGCCUUCCCCCUUUUAAACCCCCCACCUGGCCACCAUUUCCUUCACUUUUACUCGCAAAAUAAAGAAGAAAACAACUUCAACGUCUCUCUCUUUUUCUCACUCUUUCUCUCUAACAAAAACUCUUUCUUUCUAGCUUUAUUUGCCCAAUCACUCCAAACCCAGAUCAAUUUUCCUCUGUAUGAUCUCAUUGUUUCACCAAAAAAAUGGCAGAGAAUUGCACUAGAAAGCUUAUAGUUGAAAUCUGCAAUGCCAAAAACCUGAUGCCAAAAGAUGGGCAAGGAACGGCCAGUGCUUAUGCCAUAGUUGAUUUUGAUGGUCAGAGAAGAAGAACCAAGACAAAGUUAAGAGAUCUAAAUCCAGUCUGGGAUGAGAAGCUGGAGUUUCUGGUUCAUGAGAUAGAGUCAAUGGCUACCGAGAUAUUGGAGAUUAAUCUGUAUAAUGACAAGAAAACAGGAAAAAGAAGCACUUUUUUGGGGAAAGUGAAGUUGGCUGGCAGUGUCUUUGUGAAAGCUGGAGAUGAGAGUCUCGUUUAUUACCCGCUGGAGAAAAGGAGUGUUUUUUCCCAGAUUAAAGGGGAGAUUGGAGUUAAAGUGUUUUAUGUUGAUGAAGAGACGCCUCCGGUAGCGGCUGAGGCUGCGGCGGAGGAGAAAGCAGGGGCAGCAGGGGAGAAGCCACUGGAGAAUCCAAAGCCAGAGGAGGAUAAGAAGGAGGAAAAAGUGGAGGAAAAGAAAGAAGAAGAGGAAAAGCCUAAAGAAGAAUCACCCAAAGAAGAAGAGAAGCCAAAUCCACCGCCGGCAGAGAAUAGUAACCCUCAAGACGCCGCCCCAGCUGCUACUCCAGCGACAACUGCGCCUUCGGCAGAGGUAGAGAAUCCACCACUAGCACAUAAAGAGCCAAUAAAGGCAGCAAAAGACAAGGCUGAAACAGGAAAAAGCACUGAACUUGUCAUCAACGAGCUAGAACUCCGAUCCCUCUCCGGUGACCGUAGCCACGCAUACGAUCUCGUAGACCGGAUGCCGUUUUUAUACGUCCGAGUUGUUAAAGCAAAACGAGCCAACAAAGAGCCAGCUUGUCCCGCUUAUGCCAAGCUAGUUAUUGGUACUCACAGUAUCAAAACAAAAAGCCAAAUUGAUAAAGAUUGGGACCAAGUUUUCUCUUUCGACAAAGAUGGGUUGAAUUCAAGUUCCUUAGAAGUUUCAGUUUGGACUGAAGAAGAGAAAAAAGAAGAAGAAAAAGAAGGAGCUACUUCUUUGGUGGAGAAUUGUUUAGGAACGGUGUCGUUUGAUCUACAAGAAGUGCCAAAAAGGGUUCCUCCGGACAGUCCUUUAGCUCCACAAUGGUAUAGUCUUGAAUCCGAGAAGUCGCCUGGAAAUGAUGUCAUGGUUGCUGUUUGGGUCGGGACACAAGCUGAUGAAGCUUUCCAGGAAGCUUGGCAGUCGGAUUCGGGUGGGUUAAUACCCGAGACCCGAGCUAAGGUUUACUUGUCUCCAAUGGGGGAGAUUGAGAUAGCCGUUAGAUUUUCUUGCUCGUCAUGGCUAAGUCUAAUCCAAGCUUAUGGCAGCCCACUGUUACCAAGAAUGCACUAUAUUCGACCAUUGGGUCCAGCCCAGCAAGACAUACUGCGCCAUACCGCUAUGCGCAUAGUGACGGCUAGGCUAGCCAGGUCCGAGCCGCCUUUGGGACAAGAAGUGGUUCAGUUCAUGCUGGACAGUGAUACACACGUGUGGAGCAUGAGGAGAAGCAAGGCAAACUGGUUUCGAGUUGUGGGGUGUUUGUCGCAUGCGGCAACUCUGGCACGCUGGUUGGAUGGGAUUCGCACGUGGGCGCACCCUCCAACGACUGUUUUGCUGCACGUGCUGCUUUUGGCGGUGGUGCUAUGUCCGCAUCUAGUGCUCCCCACAGUAUUCAUGUACGCCUUCUUGAUCCUAGCAUUGAGAUUUCGCUAUCGCCUACGGGUCCCAAACAACAUGGACCCUAGACUCUCCUACGUGGACGCCGUGGGUCCCGAUGAGCUAGACGAAGAAUUUGAUGGAUUACCAACCACCCGAUCGCCGGAUACCAUACGUAUACGGUACGAUCGUCUACGAGCACUAGCGGGCCGGGCUCAAACUCUAUUGGGUGACGUGGCAGCCCAAGGGGAGCGUUUGGAGGCCUUGUUCAAUUGGAGGGACCCAAGAGCAACAGGCAUGUUCGUGGUGUUCUGCCUCUUUGCGUCAUUGCUGUUUUAUGUGGUACCAUUCAAGGUCUUUGUGUUAGGGUCAGGAUUCUACUACAUCCGCCACCCAAGGUUCAGAGAUGACAUGCCAUCGGUUCCGCUCAACUUCUUCCGGCGACUACCGUCGCUUUCCGAUCAAAUCAUGUAGAAUCCCGGACGGUGGGGAUGCACUUUCUUGGUGAAUGGUUGGUUUCUAGUCUAGUUAGCAUAAUAUUGUUUUAUUUGUUUAGUUCUUUGAUUACGUAUAAAAUGGAAUGAUGAAUGGUUUUCUUUUUUUAUUA